Messenger RNA from Hemicordylus capensis (graceful crag lizard), 939 nucleotides. Its product is annotated as olfactory receptor 1K1-like. The transcript has a single exon. Gene Ontology annotation, cellular component: membrane. Gene Ontology annotation, molecular function: G protein-coupled receptor activity; olfactory receptor activity. NCBI's taxonomy places the organism in Eukaryota, Metazoa, Chordata, Lepidosauria, Squamata, Cordylidae. Bases 1 to 939 code for a protein of 312 amino acids. The record is from RefSeq and is a predicted model, not a curated record. Gene Ontology annotation, biological process: G protein-coupled receptor signaling pathway.
AUGGGCAGCGAAAACCAUACCAUCCACCCUGACUUCAUUCUCCUGGGUUUGUCCUCCCAGCCUGGACAGCAGAAGCUCCUCUUUGUUAUCUUCCUAGUCAUGUAUACUGUGGGUCUCCUAGGGAACUUCUUGAUCAUCCUGCUGAUUCUUUGGGAUGCCCAUCUCCACACUCCCAUGUAUUUCUUUGUGAGUCAGCUUUCACUGGUGGAUGUCUUCUUCACCUCAGUCACUGUGCCUAAGAUGUUGGCCAACCUGGUGUCAGAGUCCAAGACCAUCUCUUACGCUGGUUGCCUGACCCAGAUGUACUUCUUCUUUGCCUUUGGGGUCACUGACAGCUUCCUCCUGGCCUCCAUGGCUUAUGAUCGCUACAUGGCCAUCCGUAACCCCCUGCACUAUGCCAUCAUGAUGAGCCGGAGCCUGUGUGUGGGGUUUGUGGCCGGUUCCUGGAUUGUCUCCCACCUCCACUCCCUCUUGCACAUUAUCCUGAUGACCCGCCUCUCUUUCUGUGCUUCCCAGGAGAUCCCUCACUUCUUCUGUGACCACCAGCCUGUGCUGGGCUUGUCUUGCACUGACACUAGUUUCAUCGAAAUGCUGAUCUUCACUGAAGGGGCAUUAGUGGUGCUGAGUCCUUUUGUCUUCAUUGUGACCUCCUAUGCCCUCAUCCUGGCCAUGGUACUGAGGCUGCCCUCAGGUUCCGGGUGGCGCAAGGCUUUCUCAACCUGUGGGGCUCACCUGACUGUGGUCACCCUCUUUUACGGCACGGUCACCGGUGUCUACUUCCAGCCCACGGCUCGAUACUCCGCUGAGAAGGGAAGGGUGGCCACAGUCAUGUAUACCACUGUCAUUCCAAUGCUCAAUCCUUUUAUAUACAGCCUGAGGAAUGAUGAUGUCAAAGGUGCAUUGCGCAGAGCUCUGUGCAGGAAGGUGGGGACACAAUGA